UUUUCCUGCAAAACCUGCGAUCUACUGCGGCCUAGCGACCGUGUCUUGACUGGGCAUGUCGCUUUGGGCACGUCUGUCUCAUUCGGUCUCGAACACGCGUCACAUUUACUGCAAGCGGAAAAACAAAUGCCCAUCUGCGAUCUGCUCGAGCCCAUCGCAGCGCGCCACACAACAACAACCCUAUUGCUUUCCGUUUUGUUCAUCCUGCAAGUGCAAAGCUAACGUGGUUCGCCAACUCUUUAUCUCUUCUCUGUUCAUCUCCUUCGACACUACGGCUCGACGUCUAGACACCCAACACUCUUUUACUCACCCCCACGUUCUUUUCACCCCAACGACCCCCUCGACGACCUAUUGAUUCGACACAAAAAAACCAAUCACAAUGCAGCUCACCGCUCUUAUCCCCGUGAUUGCCCUCCUCGCCACCCCCGCUCUCGCGCGAUCCUCUCUCCAUCCCCAUGCCGCUGCCCACCGACGAUCCGUCGGCCAGCACGAGCGUAUCGCCGGUGCCGUCGAGCAGCGACGUGACGAGCUUGCUGCGGCCCACCCUCGAGCCCUCGCCGAGAAGCCCAAGGUCCAGAAGAGGAGAAAGGUCGUUCGACGAGGUACCACUUGCCGAGUGAAGGACUCUUCUGCCUCUGCCACUGUGUCUGAGACUGCUUCCGCCACCAGCGCCGCCGCCGAGACUUAUGCUGCCAGCGCUGUUUCCGACGUCGAGUCUUCCUCCGACGCCGCUGUCUCUACCGACUCUGCCGUCGAGUCUGCCACCGAGUCCGCCACCUCUGUCGAGUCCUCUGCCGCUGCCGAGACCGCCUCUUCCACCGAGGCAGCUGUCGAGACCGCUUCUACCACCGCCGCUGCCUCUUCCAGCGUCGCCGCCGUCGCCGCCUAUGAAGUCUCUUCCGACUCCUCCAGCUCCGUUGCGGCCUCUUCUACCUCUUCGGCUUCUACCUCCACCUCUACCAGCGCCUACACCCCUAACAACAUCAAGGCUGGUAUUGCCGGUGGUGAUGCUUACAGCAUGAUUGGUGACCACAUCGGUUGGUGGUACGAUUGGAACGCCGUGCCUUCUGGCCACACUGGCUCUGCCGCUAUCGGUGUCAACAUGCUCUGGGGCGCUGGUACCGUCGACGACACCGACGCUUCUCGACUCGCCGCUUUCCAGGCCAUCACCGAUACUCCUGCCUACAUUAUCGGUUUCGAGGAGCCCGACUGCUCUACCGACGGUUCCUCCAACAUCGCUGUUUCCGAUGCCGUCACCGUCUGGGAGAACAACAUUGCCCAGUGGAAGGACAAGGGCUCUCUCCUCCUUUCUCCUUCCAUGUGCCACCAGGCCGCCGAGCAGUACAUCGGAUGGUUGAGCUCUUUCGAGUCUCAGAUCUCUACCGACUUUGACAUUCUCAACUUGCACAUCAACAAGAACAGCAUGGACGGUGUCAAGGCCGACAUCGACUACUACUACAACAACUUUGGCCAGAAGCCCAUCUGGGUUACCGAGUUUGCUUGUGUCGACGACUCUACCGACUUUGUCCCCUGUACCGACCAGUCCGAGAUCAACACCUUCAUCCAGGACAUUGUCGACCUCUUCCAGGCCGAUGACCGGGUCUACGCUUACGCGUACUCUACCGGUGAAGGUCUCUCUGACGAGUGGGCUUUGGUCUCUAACGGUGUUCUUACUGAGUCUGGUCAGACUUACACCACCGCCCUUGCCAAGUACCACUAAACGUACUGAGAACCAUCUCUCAUUUAAUCUUUAUAGAUAUCUCGCUGCUUUAACUCUAUCCCCCGGGAUCUUUUUGCAUUUUUCAAGAUUGAAACGAAAAUAUCUCGGGCGUCCUGCCUCUUAUCGAUAAACCCAAUUCUCCUUGCUUUGUUUGCUGUUUCUUGCGUGGUUUCGUUUCCAUGAGCAUGAAGAACUGGUUUUUUCAUGUUUGAAUUAUACCCCCCCUCUGAACGUCGUGGAUAUGAUCCUAUAUGUUUAAUGCUCACGAUGUCGAUGUCAUACACGUACUCCAUGUUCCCGU
This is a messenger RNA of Cryptococcus amylolentus CBS 6039, 2021 nucleotides long. RefSeq lists its product as hypothetical. The transcript has 6 exons. Bases 380 to 1720 code for a protein of 446 amino acids. Gene Ontology annotation, biological process: fungal-type cell wall polysaccharide metabolic process. The record is from RefSeq and is a predicted model, not a curated record. NCBI's taxonomy places the organism in Eukaryota, Fungi, Basidiomycota, Tremellomycetes, Tremellales, Cryptococcaceae. Gene Ontology annotation, cellular component: fungal-type cell wall.